Messenger RNA from Lizanozyma spartinae, 1152 nucleotides. RefSeq lists its product as uncharacterized. Bases 1 to 1152 code for a protein of 383 amino acids. Lineage: Eukaryota; Fungi; Ascomycota; Pichiomycetes; Serinales; Debaryomycetaceae. The transcript has a single exon. The record is from RefSeq and is a predicted model, not a curated record.
AUGAAGGUGGCUACCACGAGUGCUAUCGGUAUGAUGGCAGCAGUUGUUGCUGCUGAUGCUAUCCACAUUGAAUCAAACCAUGGUGUUAACAAGGUUCUGUUCAAGAGAGAGGAUCUUGCAUUACAACCAAUGGGUAUCCCCGAAGGAGUAGCCAAAAGAGAAUUGCAAGAGUUUGAUAUGGAUCGUAUAAACGAUUUAAUCAAAAGAUUGAAUGAGCAUCGUGUUACUAAGGAUGAACAAACAAAAGAAUUAAGUAAGAGAGAAUAUCAAAUUGUUACUGAGGUAUUAAGUGCUAUUAAUGAUACCAACUUAGCUCCAAUUAUUUUGAAGUAUUUUGCUACUGAUCCAUUCUUUUCUCCCUUAGCUGUGGCAACAAUUGUUGCUAUUCUGAAAUCAGGGUUAAUCAAUUUGACUGUUGUUUUCAAGGCGUUAAAUGCUUCAGAUUUGAUUGGAGCAACAGUUAAAGAAUUGAUUAGUGAUUGUUCAUUAUAUGUUGAUCUUUUCAAUUCUGCAAAGAAAUAUAUUGGUAACCUUACUCAAUUUGUGAUCAACAAGAUUCUUGGAGGGUUAUCAAAAAGAGAACUUGAAGAAGAGUUAAUGUUAAUGAGUCGAAGAAGUGAAAUUCAACCAUUUGAUACUUUUGAAAUUGACAAACGUAUUGAUUAUUACAAUAUUGCUGUGAAUCUCUUAGAAUCAUUAAAAGAAUCUGGUUUGGUCACAUCUGUUGUCAAGGAUAUUUUAACUGAUCCUUCUUAUAUCCCUUUUGCUAUCCUGUUGGUUUCGGCCUUAUUGGCUUCGAAGUCUUUGAAUUUGACCUCGCUUAUUAAUGCUUUGAAGGAUUCAGGUUUGGCUGUCAGUUUAUUUGAUGAACUUGCAACUGUGAAUACUUUCCAAACUGUUAUUGGUAAUGCCUUUGCUGCAUUUGCUGGUGAUUGUUCAAAGGCUGGUUCCUAUUUCCCUGGCUCUGGCUCUGGCUCUGGCUCUGGCUCUGGCUCUGGCUCUGGCUCUGGCUCUGGCUCUGGCUCCGGCUCCGGCUCCGGUUCAGGUGUAGGGACCACUACCACAAGCACAGGAAACAAUGGUGGCUCAAGUCCCAGCGGUACUGGACAAUUAGUUUGUAAGAGAAGAAGAAGAAAGAGAGCUUUCCACUAA